GCUGAAACCACUCGGAAGUGAAGUAUAUUUUGGAAUGGUACUUGUGUUUAUCAGCGAUUUCGAUCGAAUUGUUUCGUCCCAGCUGUGGUAAAUUUAUAGAACAACACAAAAACAAUAGGAAAAGAUAUCUGUUUAUUUUGCACAUUGUUGAAUGUUACUUACUAGUGGUAGAUAAUGCAAUGCUUCUAAAUAUGUGAUAAUACCAGGCAUAUAAGAACGACUGUGCAACAAAGACUGCUGAGUUGUUUUAUGUCAUCUUAAAACAGAGCAGUUAUUAAAAGAAAGCCGGUUGGUACGCAUAGCACCCAUUGAAUUCGGAUCGGUCUCCUAUACUGAAACAACUGUGAACAUCAUUGCAGAUUAUUCUUAUCCGAUGAAUUGAACCAGCAGCCAAACUAAUCAUGCUGGACACAUUGAAGUUUUUCCUGUUCGUGGUUCUUUUAUUGAUUACCAUCAUCCUCAACCAAAACGUUACGUCGAAGAAGUCCGGCGAGCGAGAUCUCAGUCAAUUCUGGAAAUUGGAGAAUGCCAACGGAACACUUAAAAUGGAAAAUCUAACGCUACCAUCUGGAGUUUAUACAGCCCUUGAACAAGGCCUCAUCAUAGAAUCGAUUCUGGACUUCAAGAAUGACCUAACAACGAAGUGGAUCGCCCGUGAUAAUUGGACUUACUCGCUUGGUCUGCCGUGUGAUUUAGAAGACUUCAACUUCACGCAUGUUUUAUUAACUUUACACGGCGUUGACACUUUCGCAGAUAUUUAUCUGGGUGACACUCUAAUCGGUCAAACAUACAACAUGUUCACUCGUUAUCGCUUCAACAUCAAAGCGAAGCUGAAAUACGAGUGCAGGCAUUCCUUACGUCUGCGGUUGGUUAUCCGAUCGCCAGUAGCGGAGGCGGCAUCCCUAUCUGCUAACUAUCAGUCGCGAAAAAUAGUUCCCGAAUGUCCCCCCAAGGUGUACAAUGGAGAAUGUCACGUCAACCUUAUAAGAAAAAUGCAGGCCAGCUUCUCCUGGGACUGGGGACUGUCCGCGCCAUCCAUGGGUAUUUGGAAACCCGUGCGGCUUGAGUUUUACAAUUCUGUGAAGAUAAGAGACAUCACGUUCGCACUAUCGGACGAAGAAACUCACUGGUCUGUACUGAUAGGUGUUUACUUGGAAGUAGGCACCAGUCGCAGAAAAAUAAAUGGAACUUUAACCUUCAAGAUUCUAGGAGUGGAGAUCCCAUCUGAGCAGCAAAUAAUUGCCGUUGAUGAAACCAGCAACAGCUUCGGAGAGUUACUGGUGGAACAUAACUUAACGAUUCCGAGAAAGGAUGUUAACCUUUGGUGGCCAAACGGGUACGGUAAAGCCACAUUGUAUAAUCUAUACGUAAAGUGGGAAGACAGCCAGAUCAACAAUAUUCGCUUUCAUUAUCGUGAUACACAAAUUGCGGAAAAAAUCGUUCGAGUUGGGUUUCGCACUAUCAAGCUCAGUCAGGAACGGACCUCAGAUGGUUUGAUGUUUUAUUUUAUAGUUAACGAUAUUCCAAUCUUUAUGAAGGGCUCCAAUUGGAUUCCCUCGUCGGUACUGCCGGAGAGUUCUUAUGAUGAAAAUUACGUUAAGUUUCUGCUUUAUGCCGCCCGUGAUGCAAACAUGAACAUGCUUCGAGUUUGGGGUGGAGGCGUUUACGAAAGUGAUUAUUUCUAUCGACUAGCUGACGAGUUGGGAAUCUUAAUAUGGCAUGAUAUGAUGUUCGCAUGUUCAACUUAUCCUACAAACGACGAAUUUUUGGUUAACGUAGCAAUCGAAGUUCACCAGAAUGUGCGCCGGAUACAGCAUCAUCCCUGUGUUGCGCUCUGGGCAACGAAUAACGAAAAUGAGGUAGCGCUACGGCAAAACUGGUAUGGCACUAGACUCAAUGAGGAAGCAUAUGUAGCGGAUUAUAAAAAAUUGUAUGUGAAUAUCAUACAACCUGAGAUUUUAAAAGUAGACAAAUGGCGAACAGUACUCAUAUCUUCUCCUUCCAAUGGAGAUCGUAGUAUAGAAGAAGAUUACUACGCCAAGAAUCCGCAAGAUCCUCGGUAUGGUGACGUUCACUAUUAUAACUACGUUUUGGACGGAUGGAAUCCGAUAAUAUAUAGAGGAGGCCGUUUUAUUUCUGAAUACGGUUUUCAAUCGUUCCCUGCGUUCACGAGUUGGCCGAUUCGUGAUCUAGACAUGAAUGGAUUAGCAGACUUAAUCGAACAUCGACAGCACAGUCCGCUACGAAACGGACCAAUAUUACAAAUGAUCGAGGAAAAUCUACCAAUGCCAACAAAGAACUCCUCUAACUAUUGGCGAGAUAUUAUAUAUCUCAGCCAGGUGUCACAGGCCAUGAUAGUAAAGACCGAAACCGAAGUUUAUCGAUCGAAACGCAUCGAACAAGGUACGAUGGGGGCACUUUAUUGGCAACUCAAUGAUGUUUGGAUCGCUCCAUCUUGGUCAAGCAUAGAGUACGGUGGUAAAUUCAAAAUAUUACACUACUGGAUGAAGGCUAUUUUUGCUCAAAGACAUGUAGUAGCAUACAUCAACGCAAUGAAAAUGCUUGACAUAUACCUCAUUCGCGAUACGCUAGGACCAAAUGAAACGUGGUCUGUUGAAGUGAAAGUGCAGCGUUGGAAUAAGUUUAUGCCAGUUGAACAACUGUCCUACAACCUCAAUGUUUCGAAGAAUACCGUAGUAAAGUUAGGCUCGAUCGACAUUUAUGAUCACAUGAAUCAGAAGCAACUAGAUGCCAAAGAACAUAUAUUACUGAUCGAUGUUUACCGGAAUGAUAAACGAAUUGCUGAAAACUUUGUUUUCCUAGGUAAAGUGAAACAGGCGACGCAAAUAUCAAAUGUUAACGUAAAUCUGAACGUUGCUUCGGUGUCCUGCAACGCAGCAUCCAACAUUGUCAAAUUGAGCAUAGAAGUAACCGUAAACUAUCCCGCAGUGUUUGUCUACUUAGAGCUAACUCCGGAGAAUAGUGCUCUGAAGCAGUGUCAAUUUUCAAAGAACGGUUUCCUACAGUUCAAACCCAUUCAAACAAUCUACAUGCAGUGCGUGGAUAUGGGCUGUAAAUCCAAAAUACAGAGCAGUGACAUCACAGUACUUACGAUUAAUCAACUAAUGUUCCAGGAGGAUGUCUAAUUCGUUUUUGUAUUCGUGCCCAUGUCUUGGGGUUUAUAAUAAAAAUCGAAAAAUUCAAAA
Molecule: messenger RNA, 3206 nt
Organism: Wyeomyia smithii (pitcher-plant mosquito)
Lineage: Eukaryota; Metazoa; Arthropoda; Insecta; Diptera; Culicidae
Product: beta-mannosidase-like
Exons: 7
Coding region: 402-3146 (914 amino acids)
Biological process (GO): glycoprotein catabolic process
Molecular function (GO): beta-mannosidase activity
Source: RefSeq, a predicted model, not a curated record